This is a messenger RNA of Erigeron canadensis, 694 nucleotides long. Its product is annotated as thaumatin-like protein. Lineage: Eukaryota; Viridiplantae; Streptophyta; Magnoliopsida; Asterales; Asteraceae. Gene Ontology annotation, biological process: defense response. The coding region runs from base 20 to 694 and encodes 224 amino acids. Gene Ontology annotation, cellular component: extracellular region. The record is from RefSeq and is a predicted model, not a curated record. The transcript has a single exon.
CCCACAAUUGCAAAUUAAUAUGACAAUAUUCUCAACCAUUAUCUCUUGUUUGCUUCUUUUGCCUUUUGUUUUCCAGAUUGCCAAUGCCGCAGUCUUUGACAUUCAGAACAAUUGUCCAUACACCGUUUGGGCUGGUGCUGUACCUGGUGGGGGACGACAGCUUAAUUCGGGCCAGUCUUGGUAUUUAAACGUCCCAGCUGGCACCCAAGGAGGCCGUAUAUGGCCACGAACCAAUUGCAACUUUGAUGGUUCUGGUCAAGGACGGUGUGAAACCGGUGACUGCAAUGGUCGCCUCGAGUGCCAAAACUAUGGUACACCACCUAACACCCUAGCCGAGUUUGCCUUGAAUCAAUUCAAUAAUCUUGAUUUCAUUGACAUAUCUCUUGUCGACGGAUUCAACUUGGCAUUGGAAUUUAGUCCCACUUCUAGUGGGUGCACUCGGGGAAUAGUGUGUAGUGCAGACAUCAACGGGCAAUGCCCUAACGAGUUACGGGCUCCUGGUGGGUGCAAUAACCCCUGUACCGUGUUCAAGACCGAUGAAUAUUGUUGUAACUCUGGAACUUGCGGACCAACUACUUAUUCAAUGUUUUUCAAAGAACGUUGUCCCGAUGCGUAUAGUUAUCCUAAGGAUGAUGCCACCAGCACAUUUACCUGCCCCGGAGGAACCGAAUAUAAAGUCGUCUUUUGCCCUUGA